AUGGCCGACGACGAGCGCGAUGGACGCGACGAAGGCGCUAGCUCCGAAGAUGAGGACUAUGUCCCAGAGGCCGACGUGGACGGGCAAGUUGAAGACCAGCUCGACGCGAAAGAAGAAGCCGAAUACGAGCGGAAACAACAAGCCAAAAAGUUUGGAGUUGCUCAGUCUGACACCGGAACCAAACGCAAAGUGGACGAUCUGUGGGGAGAGCUGCAGGCCGACACGGUGGUGUCCACCAAGUCGUCUACCAAGAGCCAGAAGCUACUGAACAAACUCCUUGGGGGGACGGCGAUCAAGAAGAAGAAGCAAAUAGUGCACGAAUUCAAAAUCCCCGUCCUCGGAUGUACAUCAUCUUCGUCGCGGUCGUCCAAGCUCACCGCCGCCGCCACGCCCGUCGUCUCGACCCAAGUGCUCAAGUAUGCAGGCCAAGAGUACAGUGUGACCAAGAAGGCGGCAGCAUCUGGCGCACGCGAGUCCGCGCUGGACGCGGCGCUGGCGUCGCUGAAUCAGCCCAAGAAGGUGUCGACGAUUGAAAAGUCGUCGUUGGAUUGGGAUUCGUUCAAGGACGAAGCGGGGAUUGUCGACGAGCUGGACCAGUACACCAAGGACGGGUACUUGGAAAAGCAAGACUUUUUGCAUCGCGUAGACGCCCGCAAGUUUGAGCUCGAAAAAGCAGUUCGGGACAAGCAGCGGAAACCGCAUACUUCGUAA
Messenger RNA from Aphanomyces astaci, 711 nucleotides. RefSeq lists its product as hypothetical. Bases 1 to 711 code for a protein of 236 amino acids. NCBI's taxonomy places the organism in Eukaryota, Oomycota, Saprolegniomycetes, Saprolegniales, Verrucalvaceae. The record is from RefSeq and is a predicted model, not a curated record. The transcript has 6 exons.